Branchiostoma belcheri (Belcher's lancelet) is the source of this 2517-nucleotide messenger RNA. RefSeq names its product phospholipase A-2-activating protein-like. The record is from RefSeq and is a predicted model, not a curated record. Gene Ontology annotation, cellular component: nucleus; cytoplasm. The transcript has 14 exons. Gene Ontology annotation, molecular function: ubiquitin binding. Lineage: Eukaryota; Metazoa; Chordata; Leptocardii; Amphioxiformes; Branchiostomatidae. Gene Ontology annotation, biological process: proteasome-mediated ubiquitin-dependent protein catabolic process; ubiquitin recycling. The coding region runs from base 139 to 2499 and encodes 786 amino acids.
UUUGUCAAAGAUUAUUCAACCGAUACGUGUGUGGUCAUUUAAAUCUUUAUGAUAUUUUGUGUAGUUUGCAUGCGGUCUGCCAUACAAAACCAUUCUUGGCAAAAUGGCUUCCAGUGACACCGGCGUGUACAAGUUGAGAUGUUCGCUUAUCGGACAUUCUAUGGACGUCAGGCGGUCGCUGCCGCUGUCUUUCCCGACGGCGCUGUUGUGACGGCAUCCAGAGACCAAACAACGCGACUGUGGGCCCCAAACUCUGAAGAUAACAGCUUUAUGGAGGCCCAUGUGAUGACAGGACACAGUAACUUCAUCUCCAGUGUCUGCCUCCUGCCUCCUUCUGAUGACUACCCUCACGGACUGGUGGUAACCGGUAGCAACGACCACAACAUCCACAUGUACAGUCUGGAGUCCCCAGAACCAGUCUACAAACUUACCGGACAUAAGAACACAGUUUGCUCUCUGGCAGCGGGAAAGUUUGGGACCCUCCUGAGUGGUUCCUGGGACAAGACUGCUCGCGUGUGGCUGAAGGACCGGUGCAUGAUGACUCUGUCGGGACACGAGGCGGCCGUGUGGGCGGUCGCCAUCAUGCCGGAACACGGGAUCAUGCUGACGGGCUCCGCAGACAAGACCAUCAAGAUGUGGCGGACGGGGAGGUGUGAACAGACUUUCACAGGACAUGAAGACUGUGUGAGGAGUCUAGCUGUAGUUUCCAACGUGGAGUUUCUGUCAGCCAGUAAUGACGGGUCUAUCCGCCGCUGGUUAACAACAGGAGAAUGUACACAGGUUUACUACGGCCACACCAACUAUGUGUACUCCCUGGCCAUGUUGCCGAACGGUCAGGACUUUGUGACAUCAGGAGAGGACCGGACUGUGCGUGUGUGGAAGGGUGGGGAGUGUAUACAGACCAUCACUCUACAGGCUCAGUCUGUCUGGUCUGUGGCAUGUUUAAGUAAUGGUGACAUCGCUGUAGGAGCCAGUGACAAUGUGACCAGGGUGUUCACCUGUGCUCCUGAGAGGUACGCCAGUCCCGAGGAGAUCAAAGAGUUUGAGGAGCAGGUGGCGUCAUCGACCAUCCCCGCCAAGGCAGCGUCUGACAUGGACGGCAUUAAUAUUAAUGAGCUGCCGGGCAAGGAGGACCUACAGAAUCCAGGAAAGAAAGAAGGACAGACAAAGCUGGUGAGGUCUGGCAUGACUGUGGAGGCGUAUCAGUGGAGCAUGGCCCAGCAGGAGUGGACUAAGAUCGGGGAUGUGGUGGGGUCAGACGAGGGGUCAGGGGGCACCGGAGAGAAGGUCUGGUAUGAGGGGAAGGAGUAUGAUCACGUGUUCACAGUGGACCUAGAUGAUGGCAGGCCCAAGCUGAAGCUACCCUAUAACCUGUCAGAUGACCCCUGGCUGGCAGCUCACAACUUUCUGGAGAAGAAUGAGUUAAGUCAGCUGUACUUGGACCAGGUGGCCAAGUUUAUCUUAGAGAACACCAAGGGCAUGACAGUCGGGCCUGCACCCGACACACAACAGUAUGCAGAUCCCUUCACAGGUGCGAACCGCUACGUCCCAGGGUCAGCUGCACCAGCUGAUGUACCACAGCAAGGUCAGGGGUCAACACUGGGCAGUGACCCCUUCACAGGAGGUGGUCGUUACAUCCCAUCCUACGCUGCCAGAGACAUGCAGGACAACCCUCCACCCCAAGUGCCUCCGCCCUCCAACCCCUACUUCCCCAGGGUCACCCCUCUGCUGUUUGAACAGGCAAAUCCUGAGGCUAUCCUUGGCAAGAUUAAGGAGUUCAACAGUCAGGUGCCAGCAGAAAUGCAACUGGAUGAAACCGGUUUGGACCAGAUCAACCAGCUGCUGGCAGUGACGACCAAUCAGCAACAAGCAGCGCCCACGGCCAUGCAGAUGGACACUCUGUGGAAGAUCGUGCAGUGGCCCAAAGACGUUGUGUUCCCGGCUCUGGACAUCCUCCGGCUGGCCCUCCGCCACCCCGACGUCAACCAGCACUUCUGCAACUCCAAGGACGGGCCGCAGUUCCUCCAACACCUCCGCACCUUCCUCUCACCUGACUCCCCGCCAGCCAAUCAGAUGCUCGCCCUGCGAGCCGUGUGCAACAUGUUCGCCCAGCCUGUGGGGAAGGGUCUCGCCAUAUCCCAGCAUGCCUCUAUUCUGGCCACAACCUUAGACUGCAGCGCCAGUGCCAACAAGAACGUCCGUAUCGCUAUGGCGACAAUCCUGCUGAACUACGCGGCCGUGAUCCAGGAUCCGGAGGACAUAGAGGGGAAAUCUCAGUGUCUGUCAGCCGUGGCAACACUGCUGGACAGAGAGCAGGUCAACGAGGCUUGUUUUCGUCUCCUCGUGGCGUUGGGUUCCUUAAUGGUUGGCGAUGACAACGCUAUUGCGCUCGCACGAUCUCUGGAGUUGGUUCCCGUUGUGGCCAGGAAAAGGGGAAUCACAGAGGCACCGAAAGUGGGAGAGUGUGCCAGAUUUGUACACCAAUUGUUGGAGGGAUAAGAAUAGAAAUUUAGAGUA